This is a messenger RNA of Purpureocillium lilacinum, 801 nucleotides long. RefSeq names its product L-xylulose reductase. Gene Ontology annotation, cellular component: intracellular anatomical structure. Gene Ontology annotation, molecular function: oxidoreductase activity, acting on NAD(P)H, oxygen as acceptor. The record is from RefSeq and is a predicted model, not a curated record. Lineage: Eukaryota; Fungi; Ascomycota; Sordariomycetes; Hypocreales; Ophiocordycipitaceae.
AUGGUCCAGCAAGUUCCCAAUGCCGAGCGUCUCACCGACCUCCUGAGCCUCAAGGGCAAGGUCGUCGUCGUCACCGGCGCGUCCGGCCCCCGCGGCAUGGGCAUUGAGGCUGCUCGUGGCAGCGCAGAAAUGGGCGCAGAUGUGGCGAUAACUUAUUCUUCUCGCAAGGAGGGCGCGGAGAAGAACGUUGAGGAGUUGAUCCGGGACUAUGGAGUCAAGGCUAAGGCGUACAAAUGCAACGUUGCCGACUACCCCGAUGUCGAGCGCGUUGUGAACGAGAUUGUCAAGGACUUUGGCAAGAUUGACGGCUUCGUUGCCAAUGCUGGCGCCACUGCCGACUCUGGCGUCAUUGAUGGCACCUCGCAGGCCUGGGACAAGGUCAUUCAGAUCGACCUCAACGGCACCGCCUACUGCGCCAAGGCCGUCGGUGCCCACUUCAAGAAGCAGGGCCACGGCUCUUUCGUCAUCACUGCCUCCAUGUCUGGCCACAUUGCCAACUACCCGCAGGAGCAGACGUCCUACAACGUGGCCAAGGCCGGCUGCAUUCACAUGGCCCGCUCCCUGGCGAAUGAGUGGCGCGACUUUGCCCGAGUCAACAGCAUCUCUCCCGGUUACAUCGACACCGGUCUGUCUGACUUCAUCGACCAGAAGACGCAAGAUCUGUGGCGUUCCAUGAUUCCCAUGAACCGCAACGGCCAGGCCAAGGAACUCAAGGGAGCUUACGUCUACCUACUCUCAGACGCCAGUUCCUAUACGACCGGCUGUGACCUGACAAUCGAUGGCGGCUAUACCUGCCGAUAA